CAGAAGCAGGGACUAGGGGAACGAAAGGUGUAAAUAGAAAGCGAAAGCUCUUGGUCUCUCUCUCUCUCUAUUCCUCUCAUCUAUUUUACUAAAUGAAUGAAUGAAUUAUUAACUAGGACAUAAAUACAAGGAAUCACGCCUCCGCCGGGACCAGCAGACAGCUCCAUGUCUUUGAUAUUCGUUUUAGCCCAAUGAUACAUAUGUAUACUUAUCCAUGUACAUAUUUGCCUUGGUAGGACUAGAAGUAGGACCAGCAAGGCUUUUUUGAAUAACAUUUUUGACCAAUACUUCGGAAGCUUCUUACACAAGGCCACCAAGAUUGCGCUGCUGCUGCCGCCGCUGUUACCACAACUCAUUGCCGGUCCGAAGAUGGCAACUUUAACGAACGGACAGGUGGAUGGCACAAACGGGCUGGUGAACGGAUUAAGCCACAGUCCAGCGGGCUGCGGGGGCACCAUCCCUAUGAAGGACCACGACGCUAUCAAACUGUUCAUCGGGCAGAUACCACGCAACCUGGACGAGAAGGACCUCCGACCGCUCUUUGAGGAGUUCGGCAAGAUCUACGAGCUCACCGUGCUCAAGGACCGCUUUACGGGCAUGCACAAAGGCUGUGCCUUCCUUACCUACUGUGCCAGAGAGUCGGCCCUGAAAGCUCAGAAUGCUCUUCAUGAGCAGAAGACCCUGCCAGGGAUGAACAGGCCUAUCCAGGUGAAGCCUGCGGACAGCGAGAGUCGAGGAGAAGACAGAAAACUAUUUGUGGGAAUGCUCAACAAGCAGCAGUCCGAAGAUGAUGUGCGACGUCUCUUUGAGUCGUUUGGCAGCAUUGAAGAGUGCACCAUCCUUAGAGGUCCUGAUGGAAACAGCAAAGGUUGUGCGUUCGUAAAGUAUUCCUCUCACGCUGAAGCUCAGGCAGCUAUCAGUGCGCUACACGGCAGCCAGACAAUGCCUGUGAGUUCAGUAUUCAAUAUGGGUGCGUCCUCAAGUCUGGUGGUGAAGUUUGCCGACACGGAUAAGGAGCGCACCAUCCGGCGCAUGCAGCAGAUGGCUGGUCAGAUGGGCAUCUUCAACCCCAUGGCCCUGCAGUUUGGGGCCUACGGGGCCUACGCACAGGUGCAGCAGCAGCAGGCAGCGUUGAUGGCAUCAGUAGGGCAGGGGGGCUACCUCAGCCCUAUGGCAGCCUUCGCCGCCGCACAGAUGCAGCACAUGGCCACCAUCAACGGACUCCCCGGAGGGCACAUGACCCCCACCUCAGGUGGCAGUACCCCCCCUGGUAUCAGCGGCCCCACGGUGACCAGUAUCCCCUCGCCCAUCAGUGUGAAUGGUUUCAAUGGAAUGCCACCCCCUCAGGCUAACGGGCAGCCCCCUGCCGAAGCUGUGUACACCAACGGGAUACACCCCUAUCCUGUGUUGCAGGAGGUGGUUUUUAGAGAGGACUCUGAAAAAAACAGCUUGGCUCAUCGGAGUUGUUUUGGGGUUCAGGGUGGCUGCUUCCUCUCUUCUCUCUCUGAAGCUCAGAGUCCCACUGCAGCAGACCACUUACAGCAGGCUUACACAGGAGUCCAGCAGUAUGCAGGUCUGUCAGUUUCACAUGCCUACCCUGCUGCAUAUGGCCAGAUCAGCCAGGCCUUUCCCCAGCCUCCUCCCAUCAUCCCACAACAACAGAGAGAAGGGCCGGAGGGCUGUAACCUGUUCAUCUACCACCUCCCUCAGGAGUUUGGGGAUGGCGAGCUGAUGCAGAUGUUCCUGCCUUUCGGUAAUGUCAUCUCCUCCAAAGUGUUUGUGGAUCGGGCGACAAACCAAAGUAAAUGCUUUGGGUUUGUGAGCUUCGAUAACCCAGGUAGUGCCCAUGCUGCCAUCCAGUCAAUGAACGGCUUUCAGAUCGGCAUGAAGAGACUCAAGGUGCAGCUCAAGAGGCCGAAGGACGCCAACCGCCCCUACUAGCCCCUCCCCCUAUCAGCCACCCCUGCCCUGAGGGAUAUGGCAGUCACUGCACACAGGGCAACACAGGUUUUUAUUGAGCUGGAACACAUGUUGAUUAACUGAACAACGUCAUUGAACUGAAAGACCACAGGAAUUAUUUGAGGCUGGUAUGAAACUGGAUCAUAUACUGGGCUGAACAUGAACAAAUUAAAUGACCAAGUAAUGGACACCUCUGUUGGAUGUACCUUUUGGACCUCAGAGAGAACUCAUGCAAGCCUGGGUAGCUCCAGGACGCUUACUCUCUUUAUCGCCUCCCCUCCUCUCUUUCUCUCUCCCUAAACCUGCCUGAAUGACAGCUACCUUACAGGACCACAAGGGAAGUAUUAUAAAAGAAGAAGAAGAAAAAAAGAAGAAAGAAAACAAAAACACAGAACAGAGAUGGAGGAAGUAUGGAUGCCAAGAGCUCCAAGAACUAAACAAACUUUUAAAAAAUACUUUAUGGGGGAAUGCCAUAGGAGAUAUCUAUGUAAUGUUGUUGGGUAUGGGGAAAUAACUUUUUAAAGAACACUUUUACAGGACUAGGAGGAGAGAACUUUGUAGGGAAUGCGAUAUUUCAUGACCCAAACUCACUUUGAUUCGGGAUGGCCAUCUUUAGCUUGGAGUGCCUGUCGGUUUCCAGGGGAUACCGUUGCCAAGGAGAGCCAUAGCAACGGUCUCCAGGGAGUCUUACCUGUCAUUCCUUAGUUGUUUUAGGGACCAAAAGACCAAACAUUUUUAUUGCUGAGGACUUGUAGCUCUAUUAAUAUACUCGGACCACUGCAUCUCUUUUAAUCUUUGUUAAUCGAUUAAAGAGUUGCAUUUAAAAGAUGUGUACAUUUAGAAUAUAUAUACAAUAUAUGUAUAUAUACAUAUAUAUUGCUGUUAUGCUUUUUGAAUACAGGCAACACUAUUUCAGAUGACCAAUGGGGUCGCUCACUUCGCUAGUUUACAAUUAACUAUUCAAAAUGUUUAUUUUUUUCCCCUCUUCUCAUUUUCUCUUGGGGGAUGGGAUGGAGUGUGCAUGGGAAGGGUUGUUCCAUACUACAGCCUUACCUUUUCUAACUUGACAUCCUAACCUCAUAGUUAAAAGAACAUCAAAAAUGUUUGAAAUACAUGAACUUGUUUAUAUUUGCAGUACAUAUAUAUGUAUAUGUAUAACACGCAUUCAAGCUAAUGUAUUCAUAUAUAUACAUAUAUACAGUAUAUAUGGAUAAAUAGAUAUUAAUCAAACCAAUAUAUGUAUUUACAGUAUAUGCACAUAUUUUAUGUGUGUCUGUAUAUAGAACAGCUAUCGACUAUGAUGAGCUGUCAUUUUUUUGUAGAUUUUAGCUGGAGUUUGAAAAACUGCUCUGCUUGGGAAGAGGUGCAAAUCUGGCAGCUCCCAGAACUGCAGGCAUUCCUCUCUCUAAUAAACUAUAUAUGCUGAUACACACAUAUUCCUGAAUAUAUGUGUGAAGAUUCACAUACACUGUAUGUACGUGUACAUACCAUUUAAAAAAUGCAAAAAAAAGCCACUUCUCAGUAGCAGGCUUAAAGAGAAUCAGGCUAAAUUAAUUUUAGAGGUAGGACAAAGAUCUUUGACUUGAUUCCAAACAUAACUUUUCAGCUUCAAAGUACACUCUACACAAACUUAACACGUAAAAACAACAUUCUCUUUGACAUUUGAACCAAAAUGGAUGAAUACCGUGACCUUUUCUCUCUCUUAAUUGCAUUCAGUAAGUAAGUGCAUGUAGCGUAUGGGCUGUCAACACAAGGUGUGCCUUGUCACCUGCAGAAUCUGCCAUCAAGCACUGUGCUUUCAAAACAUUACUGCAAGCAGCCAACGCGCUACGAUGAUGUCAAAACUGCAGUCGCAUUCCAUCAUGUCGUUUCACAUCUCCAUAGAGCUUUAGCAGUAAAGCAUGUCAAAGCUAACGAAUCGUUCAGAUGAUUCACCGUGGUCCUCUCACACAUGGAAAUUAGCAUCAAGUACUCUGACAGUCACAGACUCAUUGUGAUGUGUAUUUGUCAUUACAUUUUAAAUCAAAGUGGGUAUUAUAUAUUCUGCUAAUACAGGUACGAACUAAAGGGAGCACUUGGAAAUGCUGUGCAAGUAUAAGAACCCUUGAGGCUUGCUUGGUUCCACUGGGUUUGGUCUGACAUUGCGUAUUGUAUGGUUAUAACUUAUAGGUGAAAUUUCAUGUUAACACAUUGCAGACCUAGGAAGUGGUUUGUCUACUAAACACAAAGGAACCAGGAAGUGUUUUGUAAUGUAUACAGCCAGCGCCAAUUCAGCUAUUGUUGUAUGGAGCUCUCUCUAACUGUUCCUCACCAGACCAUUCCCCUAGUGCCUGCGUCCAACCUUUACUAACAGACAGGGAUGUAAUGUUAAAUAAAAGGUGGGUAAACACUGAACGCCGGUCGAGAGCGCCAGGCUGUUCCCAACGGCAAUGCUAACAGUGCUAAUUUAGCGAACUAGGUGCAUAACUGCUAUGCUAUAGAAAUAGAAUGACUAGAACAUACAUCCCCAUUCAAGUCAAUGUUGGCAUAAUGGGUGGACUGGCGGCUAUGGCGAGUAUACCCAUAGGUGCAAAGCCAGGUUGAAGAUGACAAACGUUAACCUCUAUGGGAUUCUAAAAAACCAUAACUCUUUGCAACAAUGGGACCAGCUAUACCAGUUAGCAAUGGCACUGGUAGUUAGCAACGGCGCUGGUCCCAGAUGUGACAUCGUGGUCUUAACCUGUAUAUUUUAGACGUAGGAGCAAAGCCGGAAGUAAAAUAUGUGCUAAAAUAUGUGUGAUUUGUUGAUUUAACUCAACUGAAAUACAUUCCAUUGCAUGAGCCACAUCAGUUAACAUCAUUUGAAUUAACAUUCUACAUUACUAUGGAAAUGAUUGCAUCCCAAUACCAGCCAGCCAUUGUGAAUGUACCCAUGAGUUUACCAGUCAAAUUGCUAGGGUUAGAGGUUCCGAGACCGUUCUAUUCAAUCUAUUUCUAUGUGCUAUGCAUCAUAUCAAAACUGUGUUUACCUGGAUUUAGCCUCAAUUGCAUCCCUGCUACAAGGUCUGUGUCUCACCCAGUCUACCGCAAUGCAAACAGGCCUAAAGAUGUCAUUAGCACUCCUUUACACCCCCUUCUUUCUCUGAGUUUGCCAAGGAAAGUUCUGAAAUGACUCUCCCCAUUAUUUAUCAAAGGUCCACCCUAUCUUGAGAUCGGUUUCUUGUUGCACAAAUUUCCCAUUGACAUCAACCAAUUUAUGAUUUAGUUGAAAUGCAAAGUUAUGCGUAAGUUCGGAUUCGGCUUCUAAGUCACGUCAAUGUGUCUCCCCAAACCAGUUAAAUGUAAUGUAAAAAUCUAGAUUUCUGCCUAAAUAGACAUAUCCAAAAGUAAUUCUUUAUCAAGAGAGGGCCAUGAACAAUACAUAGUAAUGCUUAUUCUUUUACCCUUUCCGGGUAAAAGUAGUUUUAAAUUGCUGAGGUGUUGUCACUCUUGAGGACACAAGCUCAAGUACAGAGUACAAAUAUGAUAGAAAUAUUUUUUUUUAAAUCAUACAGAAUAUGUGUCCUAUUCAAUAAAAGUGGUAGAAUAGGGCAUGCCAUACUUUCUAAAUAUGGUAGCAAUCAAAUAAUAAACAACUUAAUAUAAUAAUUCACCUGUCUUGUAGCUGAUCAUACUUAGUGACUACAAAACUGGCACCAUUUCAAAUAACUGACAACAAUUUUCUGCCCAGUGUCCUCUGAACGACUCAGAGACUCCAUUGAAAUGCCUGUUAACUCGUUACAACUUCAGCUUUAAGCACAAAGACGCACAACGUGCUGUGACCCAAGACGAAGUGGUCUUGUUUCAAUUCUACAAAAUAAUUUUGUAUUUGUUCAUGUAGAGAGCUCUUAAAUCUGAGAAUACCACAGCGAGAUGAUUAUGCUUUUGCAGUAAAUCGCGAGGCUCCCCUUUUUCAUAUACCAUAUUGUAAGUGGAGCUGAGAGUUUCACAGCCAGAGGAAAUCGACCCUUUGUUUGGAUAGGCCAGAAAAUGUGACGUGCCACUCCCUAUGCAAAUCAGGUGUCAGAUUUUACAUACUGCAUCUCAAUGAGAGCAGAGAGCAGUAUGUGAAGCGGGACAACCAGAGCUUUCACGGAGUGCACAGCAUUUGAUGUUGCGCCAUCCACAAGGCUCUCUGUAUACAAAAAUGGCGGUUGGAACUGGUUCAGAAUUGCUCAAAGUCCCCUUAACUUCUCCGAAUGCCACCUUUCACUCAGCUCACGCUCUCAGUCACACUUUCCCAAUGAAAUUCAUCCCUCACUCUCCAUUUUGUUCUGUGUUUAGGUUUAUUUCCCUUCUUGCGCCCCUCACUCUGCCUACUUUAACCCGCAUUCCAAGGCCUGAGAGUACUGGAUUGGUGUCAGCAAUAUGGUGGAAACUCCCUUAGCCUUUCAAAUAGGCUAUAGAGCUAUUAGUGCAUUUCUUACACCUUUCCCAAUGCUUUCCAAUUGAGUGAAUGAAGGCAGAGGGAGAGGAAUGACUGGAAUUGAGCAUCUAUUUCACAUGCUAUAACUUUCAGCUGCAACUGUUUACAUAUAAAUUGAGAAAAAAAAACAUAGUAGUUCAAAAACAAUGAGAAACAGAGCAGAAGUUUGAAUAUAAAUAUAUAUAAAUAUAUACAUAAACCAAUGAAUAUACUGUAAAUGUUUUUGUUGCUCUGUUUUCCUCUGUACAUAGGUUUGCAUAUUUUAUAGGACUUUUACUUCUAUCUACAAGGACUGAAUAAAACGAAACUUUAAUUACUUCAAAAAGAUGAACGGAAACAUAUAAUAAUCAAUGAAACCAGGUUUAAAAAAAAUAAAAAUAAAAUAAAAAAAGAGUCCAUAGGAAUAUGGUACAACUGUAUGACCUGACCUAGGCAUUUAACCAGAAAACAGUCAGGGAGAGCAUUGAACUCAAUUAGAGCAUAGACAUGCAUUGGCCUUUUUAUACAAGUGUUUUGGGUUUCUUUCAUUUAUUUAUUUAUGUAUUUAUUUAUUUAUUCUGUUUACAAAUGAUAUGCAUGAUUUCAUGGCAUUAUUUUUCUAUGAGUUGGUAUGUGACCAAAUAGUUUUUUAUAUUCAUGUAUAGGCCUACAUUGUGGUACAUUGACCACUUAUUGUCUACAGGAUCACAACUUGCAACAGUUCUUUGAGAAAUGGAGAUUAUGCUCAUAUUUGCCAAGUUUGUUUUGUUACGUUUUCUCAGAGGUUUAUCUGUUGUUCUUUUUUCCAUUUGUGAUUGUUUUAUUCAAUAUCAGAGCUCUACUGUUCUUUUAAAGCGUUAUGCUGCUGUUUUCUGAACUGUUUUACAUUUCACUUCCCCGCUCUUAAUAUUUAAAUGCACCUCAACUGUUCAAUCGAUCUAGAUGAUUAAAGCUACAAAGUGCAUUCAAAUUGCAGUAUUUUUUGUGAACUUCUACAUACAAGUUCCAAAUUCAGCUAAAUGUGGCAGCGUAUAGGUUACAAAGACAUGGUAAUUUCAUGUUUCAAAAUUAAAAUACAAAUGAAACCUUUCCAGAAUAAAAUAAAAACCUUGUUAGCUGUGAUUGUGUUCAACAAUUUGAAUGCACCUUCGCUGUUUUGUCAUUCUGUUUCAUAACUGCUCGGUUGUUGACCAUCUAAGCUCUUGGAAACAUGGGAUAAACAUUAGGUUAAUAUUUACCACUUCUCCUUAGGACAAGGUUGCUAAGAUAUGUCUAUCCAUGAGAGGAAUUCCCUCUCUUGCUAAACAUUGCUGCUAAUGUAGGACUUGAAACCAUAAUUAGCUGAUUAGUGAUAAUUACUGCUUAGAAAUCCCACAUACAAUGUGUCCCUUAUUCUGAAGUGUUAAGAGUUCUGUAUUAAUCAGAGAAAUGUUGUUUAUUUUGUCUCAAUUAUCAUAUCUGUUUUUUGUAACAUCCUAUAGAGCUCUGAUGUUGUACAAGUGUUCAGUUCUAUCAAGGGUAAAAUACCUAUCAAAAACUGCACUAUUUCAUCAAAUAUUCAGUUACUCAAUUUCCGAUCAUGUGGUCUACCUUCAAUGCUGUUAUCAUGGGUUUAUUCCUACAUUCUACUUCUUCAAUGGAUUCAAAAGUAUUCUGAAGACUUCAGCACACGAAGGGGAUGGGGAAUUGAAUGUUGCGUGUAGCGCUUUACCUUGUCUGAUGAGGUAGGCUUCUCAUUGGUUAGUGCGCUUUAGGCUCCCGCCCUCGUCUCUCCAGACUGCACCAUUCUCUGAUCCCUGGACUAUUUUGUAAUUUUAAUGAAUGAUGCGUCUCAGCUUAGCCCAAUAAUAAAGCACAGUCUAGAAUA
Oncorhynchus nerka (sockeye salmon) is the source of this 8249-nucleotide messenger RNA. RefSeq names its product CUGBP, Elav-like family member 4 (gene celf4). The transcript is spliced from 14 exons. Gene Ontology annotation, cellular component: nucleus; ribonucleoprotein complex; cytoplasm. Gene Ontology annotation, molecular function: mRNA binding. Lineage: Eukaryota; Metazoa; Chordata; Actinopteri; Salmoniformes; Salmonidae. The coding region runs from base 370 to 1941 and encodes 523 amino acids. The record is from RefSeq and is a predicted model, not a curated record. Gene Ontology annotation, biological process: mRNA splice site recognition; regulation of alternative mRNA splicing, via spliceosome.